AUGAAUAGCGUUUAUCCAAACGAAGAAAAACAAGGUUUUCCACCAACUUAUGAACAAGCCAUGACUUAUCCACAGGCACCACCAAUACCAUCUGAAUUUGAUAUGCCUACAUCACCUGUAGUUUUCCAACCUCAACAACCGCCAGUUGGAAUGUAUUCAACACAAUAUAUGAAUCCAGGUCCUCAAGCGCCACCUGUUGGUUUCUACCCAUCAAUCGGUAUGUAUCCAACAUCAGCUACAGGUCAAAUACAUCAAGGACCACAACUUGGUACUAGUAUGUUUAUAACAACACAAUCAUUAAUCUAUGGUGAUUUACCAAUUCAAUGUAUAUGUCCACAUUGUCAACAAUCAAUUGUUACACGAAUAGAAAGACAAACUGGUUUAGUAUCAUGGUUAGUCUGUGGUGGAAUACUUUUAUUAGGUGGUUGGUUUGGUUGUUGUCUUAUACCAUUUUGUAUCGAUAGUCUCAAAGACACUGAACAUUAUUGCCCAAAUUGUGCAGUUCUACUCGGUACACGACGACGAAUGUAA
Messenger RNA from Adineta steineri, 531 nucleotides. The record is from the annotation of a GenBank genome assembly. NCBI's taxonomy places the organism in Eukaryota, Metazoa, Rotifera, Eurotatoria, Adinetida, Adinetidae.